UCAGAGGAAAGCGGGACUGUCGCAGUAGUUUCAAGCACGUGGUCAACAUGGAUAGUGAGAGCACUGCCAGCACUUCGCAACAAACCUCAGGAGGAGCAAGGAAUUCGGACCUUAUUGUAUUCCAGUGUUCAGGGUGCAAUGCAAUCAUUGGAGACUCGUCCUCUUACAUUGGAACGCACCGUGAUAUUGGGAUCAUGGUUCUGGCAGCUGCCAACAAUGUCUACCAGGGGAACAAUCUGGUGUCUUCUACAGAUGGUGAAGAUGUAGGAAGCACCUAUGUGAGGGCCAGGUGUCUGAAGUGCAAGAGGAUCCUUGGUCAAGUGUACAAGACAACACCCAAGGAGCUGGACUUUCUCAGGGAGACAUUUAGUUUUGAUGUCUUCAAAGUCACAAAGUAA
Messenger RNA from Lingula anatina, 398 nucleotides. RefSeq names its product protein Mis18-alpha-like. The record is from RefSeq and is a predicted model, not a curated record. Gene Ontology annotation, biological process: CENP-A containing chromatin assembly; chromosome segregation. Gene Ontology annotation, cellular component: chromosome, centromeric region; chromatin; nucleus. Lineage: Eukaryota; Metazoa; Brachiopoda; Lingulata; Lingulida; Lingulidae.